GAUUUGCCUCAUUUGGUUGACCAAACCAAAACCACAAUGAUGACAAUUAAAUCAUUAGAUGAUGCCAACCACUACAGUUAUAAGCCAAAUACUAACCCCACAAUUAGUAUAGAUAUAGAUGACAAGCAACUGAAAACGAGCUCUCCACUACUCUAAAUCAACUGAAAAGUUUUUUUCCAGUACACCCAAGGCCACCCACGUAUAUAUAUGUUUGUGUUAUGGCUAUCUUGAUUGCAUUUAUAUUAAUGGAUAUGGAGCAUCAACAACAAAGGAGCAACGAAGGCAAACACAGAGAGAAACACAUAAUGAAGAAUAGGUCCAAGUUUGUUGGAGUAAGACAAAGGGCUUCAGGGAAAUGGGCAGCAGAGAUAAAAGACACACAGAAGAACAUUAGGAUGUGGCUUGGUACAUAUAAAACUGCUGAAGAAGCUGCUCGUGCUUAUGAUGAAGCUGCGUGUCUCCUUAGAGGUUCAAACACUCGUACAAACUUCUCUACUAGUAAUUCCAUUCCUACUAAUUCUCCUAUAUCUCUUAAACUCAAAAAGCUCCUUCAUCGCAAAUCCAUCUCAAAUCAAACUCAAACUCAAUGUCAAAACCAGUCUACUAUGACGUGUUCUUCUUUUCAAGGUGCUCCUAUUGAUAAUAGCAUCAUGGUAAUGGAAAAGGAAAACAACUCUUCAUGGAGUAGUGAAGAGUCAAAGUCUUUGUUUUGGGUUCAGAACCAAGUUUCUGAAAAUAUUAAUCAUUGUGGGGUAGAUAUGAGUAUGAUAAACUGCGAAUUGGGUAUUUCACCAAAUACAUUGGAGUUUGAUUAUUCUUGGUCUUUUCCUCAACAAAGGAUUAACGAGUUAACAACAUCAAAAGAUGAUAUGAAUGUAUAUGGUUUGAAUGAGUGCUAUGUGGAGGACACGCACGAAGCUAAGUAUGAAUAUGAUGUCAAUUAUCCUCUUUCGCACUUGUUUUGUUUUACUUGAGAGUUCCGAGUAAUCAUGCUUUGUAAUAUUGAUAACAUACUUGGUUGUUCUGGAGUACUAUUUAAUUGAUUUAUCUUCACUGCACA
This is a messenger RNA of Lathyrus oleraceus (garden pea), 1060 nucleotides long. Its product is annotated as ethylene-responsive transcription factor ERN3. Gene Ontology annotation, biological process: regulation of DNA-templated transcription. Gene Ontology annotation, molecular function: DNA-binding transcription factor activity; DNA binding. The coding region runs from base 219 to 974 and encodes 251 amino acids. The transcript has a single exon. Lineage: Eukaryota; Viridiplantae; Streptophyta; Magnoliopsida; Fabales; Fabaceae. The record is from RefSeq and is a predicted model, not a curated record.